UUCCAUUUCAUUCUUUAUCUUAUAUAUAUAUAGUAUUUAUAUAUAUAUAUAAUAUAGUAUAAUAUAUAUAUAUAUUUACUUUUGUUAAUAUAAUUUAAACUAGUACACCAACAUCUGUCAUGCAACCUACAGACGAAGACCAAGAGAUGACCCAAGAACAAGUUCCUCCUUAUGAACCCAAUGAAGUAUCAACCGAUCUUGAACAAGUUGAAGCUUCUAUGGACCAAAAAGUAUCAGUUGUAACUGACUUUGAAACCAUUGCCAAUAAAGUAUUAGCUCAAGUCGACGAAGAAGUCAUCGAAACCAAUUGUCAACAAUGGGAAAUUACAGAUUGGGCUGGUUUACCAGAACGCGUACAAGGUCCUAUUUUUACAGUGGGUGGUUAUCGUUGGAACGUACUACUAUUCCCCAGAGGCAACAACCAGCGAGAAGCUGUCUCAGUUUAUUUGGAAUUUUCGGACGCAAAAAGUGGAAAUCCUGAUAACUAUGCCUGUGCUCAAUUCGUUAUAUGUAUUUCCAAACCUUCAGAUCCAACAUUUUAUUCUGUACACAGUGCACAACAUCGAUUCCAUGCUGACGAAUCUGACUGGGGAUUUACAAAAUUUAUGGAAUUUAAACAAUUGGCAAAUUUCACCAACAACAGUUAUAUCGAAAACAAUGCUUUACGUAUCACUUCAAUUGUACGAGUAUUUAAGGAUCCCACCGGUGUAUUAUGGCACAACUUCCAAAAUUAUGAUUCCAAGAAAAUGACAGGCUAUGUAGGAUUGAAAAAUCAAGGCGCUACUUGCUAUAUGAACUCUUUAUUCCAAUCUUUGUAUUGUACGAAUUAUUUCCGGAAGGCUGUUUAUCAAAUUCCAACUGAAAACGAUGAACCUACAAAAAGUGUGGCCUUGGCAUUACAACGGGUAUUUUAUAACUUACAAUUCAAUAACUCAUCUGUGGGCACGACGGAACUGACUCGAUCUUUUGGAUGGGAUUCCUUGGAUGCCUUUAUGCAACAUGACGUACAAGAAUUCAAUCGUGUUUUGCAAGAUAAUUUGGAAGCCAAAAUGAAGAAUACUCCUGCUGACGGUGCGAUCAAGAAAUUGUUUCUUGGAAAAAUGAAAAGUUAUAUCAAAUGUAUCAAUGUGGAUUAUGAAUCUUCUCGAUCUGAAGAUUAUUAUGAUAUUCAAUUGAACGUGAAAGGAUGCAAGGAUCUCGAACAUUCUUUUAAAGAUUACAUUGCUGAAGAAACAUUGGAAGGGGACAACAAAUAUCACGCUGAAGGUUAUGGUCUACAAGACGCAAAGAAGGGUGUAAUCUUUGAAAGCUUUCCUCCUGUGUUACAUUUGCAACUAAAGCGUUUUGAAUAUGAUAUUAUGCGUGAUACCAUGGUUAAGAUCAAUGAUCGUCAUGAAUUCCCACUUUCAAUAGAUUUGGAACCUUACCUGGAUGAAUCAGCUGAUAAAUCUAUUUCUCAUGAAUAUGCUUUACACGGUGUCUUGGUUCAUAGUGGUGAUCUUAGUGGUGGUCACUACUUUGCUUUUGUUAAACCAACUGCUGAUGGCAAAUGGCUGAAAUUUGAUGAUGAUCGUGUGGUGCCUUCAACGAUCAAAGAAGUUCUGGAAGAAAACUAUGGUGGUGAAGCUGCUGGAGCUCUGAAUGUAAAGAACAACGGACGAACAUUCAAACGAUGGACAAAUGCUUACAUGUUGGUGUACAUUCGCAGAUCUAUGAUGAACGAAAUUUUGGCAUCGGUGACAGAAAAUGAUAUUCCUCAACAUUUAGCUCAACGUUUAGAAGAAGAACAAAAGGUUUUAGAACGCAGACGACGUGAAAAAGAACAACAACACUUAUUUAUGCCUGUGAUGAUUGUAUCGGACAAAUCUUUUGAAAAUAAUCAUGGACUCGAUUUUGUAAGCUUUGCUGAAGACAAGACUAUGGAUGAACGAUUCUGUCGCAGACUUCAUGUACGAAAAGAUCAAACAUAUGGUGAAUUCAAACAAGAUUUGGCUACUGAACUUGGAUUACCCAUAACACAUUUCCGUCCUUGGUUUUUGGUGAAUCGUCAGAAUCGAACCAUACGACCUGAUACUCCAAUCCCUGAUGAAGAAAUGAAUAGCACUCUAGAUGAUGUACGUCAAAGACACCUGGCAAAUCAAAUCAAUUUACGUCUGUAUAUUGAAACACCAACCAUUUUUGAUCCAUAUGGCCAACCCGCGUUCCCUCCUCUUCCUUCUAAGGUAGCAACCAAAAUUCUGGUAUUUAUCAAAUUAUUCGAUCCUUUCACUCAAGAUGUUUGUGGUAUUGGAAAAAUGUAUGUGACUAAGCUCGCAAAGGUGGCUUCUAUCAUUGAAAGUUUGAAUGAAAUGGCUGGAUUUGCUCCUGAUACUGAAUUAGUUCUCUAUGAAGAAAUCAAACCUGAAAUGAUUGAACUUAUGGAUACGGACAAGACAUUCUCACAAUCGGAAAUCCAAGAUGGUGAUAUUAUUUGUAUCCAAAAGGGUCUUAGUGAAGCUGAAAUCCACGAUUUACAAAGUCGCGAUCUCUGUGCAUCUGUUCCUGAUUAUAUGAAUUUCCUUUACCAUAAGAGGAUUGUACGAUUCUAUCCUGCUGAAAGUAACCCUGAUAUGGAAUUUGACCUGGUUUUACAGACAACAAUGACAUAUGAACAAGUGGUGGCCAAGGUGGCGGAAAAAUUAAACGCAGAUCCAGAUAAAAUCAUGCUUCAUCUUCCUGGUGGCAAAGAUGAUAGAAAAACAAGAAGGUAUCCCAAUGGCACUCUGGCUGAUAUUGAGAAAUCCAAUUACCAUAUGGAAUCCACUUUAUGCAAACUGACCUAUGAAGUACUAGACAUCAGUCUGACAGAACUAGAAAAUAAUCGAUUGAUCAAGAUUACAUGGUUCUCCCCAACACUCAGUGACGGUACAUAUGAAGAAUUCCUCCUACCCAAGCAAAGCCGAAUUAGUGAUAUAUUACAUCAACUGGAAGCACGCAAUGCUAAAUUCAAAUCGAAUCAAGGAACACGACAAGUACGAGUAUUUGAAGCAAUCAAUCAUCGAUUCCAUCGUGAAUUCGGUAUGACAGACCCGAUCUCCACCAUUUCUGAAACUGGUCAACUCUAUGCUGAAGAAAUUCCUGAUGAAGAAUUAUUAAAAGGUGAAGAAGAUGUUCUGACCACUGUAUAUCAUUAUCAACGUGAUAUCUCUCGUACACACUCGGUGCCCUUCAAGUUUUUGAUUAUCAAGGAUGAACCUUUGGAACAAACCAAGAAACGACUUCAACUUCGUACUGGUAUGAACGAUAAGGAUUGGAACAAAGUCAAGGUUUGCAUUGUAUCUACUUACUCUGCAACUCCAUUAGAAGAUGAUUCAUAUAAGUUAAGCGAACAUCAAUUUACGUUUGAAGAUGCUUUGGGUCUGGAUCAUGUGGAUAAGACUGGUCGGGCAAAUAGGAAUGGAACUGAACGUGGUUUGACUAUUAGGGGUUAGGAUAGAUCUUUAAAUGUAUAUUGUUUAGUUAUGUUUUUUUAUCUUUUUUAUAUUUUGAUCCUUUUUUUCUCUUUUUUUUUACUCUCAUGCAUUGUUACACUUUAUUCAAUAAUAAAUGACGAAAUUCAAAAAUAA
Molecule: messenger RNA, 3605 nt
Organism: Halteromyces radiatus
Lineage: Eukaryota; Fungi; Mucoromycota; Mucoromycetes; Mucorales; Cunninghamellaceae
Exons: 17
Coding region: 120-3470 (1116 amino acids)
Biological process (GO): protein deubiquitination; regulation of protein stability
Cellular component (GO): cytosol; nucleus
Molecular function (GO): cysteine-type deubiquitinase activity; cysteine-type endopeptidase activity; protein binding
Source: RefSeq, a predicted model, not a curated record